AUGUCUCUCUUCUGGACUCAUCGCAAGUUUCCGAUUACAGUAGUCUUCGCAGAUGCCUUCUCUACCUACGCCGACUGCGACGUGAGCUGGGUUGACGCAUCCGUCUUGGCUGCUAUUGAGAAUACCGAUGCUAUCACAACAUCUACUUCAAUCGCCUCUACUGCUACUGCCACCGCUGCCUCAGCUACUACCUCUACCGCCUUGACCACAUACACUAGCACUUCGACCUCUGUCGCUGCCACUGCCACAUCCACAUACGUCGUUGAUGCUGCCAACGGACCUUACAAAAACGUUACCGCCGCCAUUGCUGCUCUACCUAACGACGGCAACGAGUACACUAUCUAUGUCAGGGCCGGCACCUAUAAUGAGCAGGUUUCCAUCACUCGCCAAGGUCUGACCAUUCUACGUGGUGAGACCAAUUUUGAGAAUGAUUACACCCAAAACACUGUGACUUUUGAAUACGACGACGGAGAGCUCACAAGUGCCAAUAAGGACGAGAGCACCAUGGUGGUAAAUGCCAAGAACACCGAUGGAAAAGGUCUGGCUAUUUACAACAUCGAUUUCCACAAUGCCCAUGCCCAGGUAUCCAACACUGCUGCGCUUGCAGCUGACUUCUACGGCAACGUGCAAGCCUACGGUUGUUCCUUCGUUGGCUUCCAAGAUACCCUGCUUGCAAACAAGGGUACUCAGGUCUUCUCGAAUUGCUACAUCGAAGGUUCCAUUGACUUCAUUCGGGGUUUUUCGACUGCAUACUUUUACCAGUCCGUCAUUGUGACCAACACCGCCGGUGCUUGUAUUGCUGCUAUGAGUCGUUCGUCGUCUACCGCGACUGGAGGUUACGUCUUUGAUAACUGCCUUGUCACCUACACCUCUACCUAUGGCAGCACCUUCCAGGAUAGCUGGCUCGGCAGGCCCUACUCUGCGUACAGUAUUGUUGUUUACAUGAACUCUUACAUCGACAAGCACAUCAACCCUUCUGGAUGGCAUAUCUGGUCCACGAGCGCUCCUCAAACCGACUAUGUCACUUUCGGAGAAUUCAACAACACAGGGCCCAGCGCUUGGUCAAGCAGCCGCGCAUCCUUCGCCACCAACCUGACCGAGGCAGAGGCCGAAGCUUACACUUUGGCCAACUGGAUCGGGGACACUACCUGGCUUGACAUGGAUACCUACGCUAUUGCUCCCUCGUAUGAUCUCACUGGUGGAGCUAGUGCCACAACAACUUCGACUAGCUCGGCUAGCACCACAACCACUACUUCUACCUCCACUGCAAUUGCAACUUGGACUCACCCAUCCAGCGGUACCAUCCCUCCUACUGGUGCUGUCCUGGUCAGCCCCUUAGGAACCAUCGAGGGAUCUUACAGUAACCUUACCGAUGCUUUGUCUUCCCUGCCCGACGAUACUACCACUCAGGUCAUCUUCAUAUACGCUGGUACCUACACCGAGCAGGUUCCUACCAUCAACAGAGAUGGCCCUGUCAUGAUCAUUGGUUACACUACUGGCAAUCCCGGUCAGAGCUAUGCCGGCAAUGAGGUUACCGUCACUUUCUAUCGCGGUCUCUCCGUCUCCCCUUGCCGACCGAUUGCUUUCUACAACAUCAACAUCAUCAACUCGGCCAAUCUUGAUGGUGCCGAGUCAUCAUACGUGACCCUGGCGGCUUCCAUCUACGGGAAUCACAUUGCAUUCUACGCGUGUUACUUCCAGGGCUGGCAAGACACUCUCCUGACCGGAGCCACUGCUGGAUACCAAUACUAUGAGUCAUCAUACAUUGAGGGUGCGAUUGAUUUCAUUUGGGGAUACUCCAAGGCUUACUUCAAGGGUUGCACCAUCGGAGCUAAGCGCGCCAAGUCUGCUAUUACUGCCCAGAGCCGUGCUUCUGCCAGUGCCAUUGGCGGUUACAUUUUUGAUCAGACUCUGUUCACUGCUGCCGCCGAUGCCACUGUCGAUCUCACCGAGACUGUCUACCUUGGCCGUCCUUACUCCGAGUACGCGCUUGUCGUUAUCAAGAACUCCUACCUUGCUGAUGUCAUCAACCCAUCUGGAUGGAAGGUCUGGUCAACCUCUGAUGCUCGCACCGACUUUGUUACCUUUGCCGAGUACAACAGCUCUGGCCCCGGUAACUGGGAGAACAACGAGGCUGCCCGCGAGGCGUUCAGUUACUGCACUCUCCUGACCGAGGACAAUUACUCGCUUGCGACCGUCAUGGAUUCGACUGACUGGAUUGAUAUGACCUAUUGGGACACCAUCGACAUCCCUACUGCAGUCUCUGGAACUUCCACUGCUACUGUUACUGCGACCGCCACGGCAACAGCUACUGCCACUGCCACUUAUGACGGAACUGCUCCUCCUACGGGUGCCUACAUUGUCUCCAAGACUAGCCUCGGAAACAGCACAACUUACUAUGACACCAUCCAGAGCGCGCUUGAUGCUAUUCCCACAUCAUCUAGUGUUACUCCCACCAUCUUCAUCGACCCCGGUACAUAUGAGGAGCAGCUUGUCGUCAGUAAGGAGGGCUCUGUUAUCUUCAUGGGCUAUUCUGAGUCCACCUACGAUUACUGCAGCAACCAGGUCACCAUUCAGUACAACCAUGGUAUCGACACUGGAGCCGACGAGUCUAACUCUGAUGGUGCUACUGUGUAUGCGACUGGUAACUACUUCGCUGCCAUGAAUAUCAACUUCAUCAACAACAACGGCACUCAGAAAGACAUUGCUACUCUGGGAUUUGCUGUCAAGUCGAGCAAGUACGCCAGUCUUCAUGGCUGCCAGGUCAUCGGUAACCAGGACGCUCUUCUGAUCAACGGUUACCUUUUUAUGAGCAACGGUUAUGUAGAGGGUAACAUUGACAUGGUUUGGGGAAGUGGCUCUGCUUACUUCCUCAACACCACGAUUUCACCCAACGAGGAUGGCAUCAAUCUUACCGCCGACAAGCGCGCUACCUCCGCCACCGCGGGUGGCUUCGUCUUCGAUCAGUGCACUAUUACUCCGUCGACUGGCGCUGGGACCAUGUCCGAUAUCUCCCUCGGCAGACCUUGGAACCAGUACGCUCGUGUCGCAUACAUUGAUUCUUACCUCGACUCUUGCAUCGAGGCCGCUGGAUGGAACCAGUGGUCUACUUCUAGCCCCCGAACCGAUGGAGUCACUUUUGCCGAGUAUGGCAACUCUGGGCCCGGAUCAAGCACUAAGUCGCGUGCCUCGUUUGCUACGCAGCUCAACAACACUGGUGUCGUGCAAUUCGAGCUUGCGAACUUCUUCCCUACUACUUCUUGGAUCGAUUUGACCCACGUUGAUGGCACUCCAUUUGCUCCAGGCGCAAGCAUCACUACCACCACUAUCUCAACCGCAACCUCCACCAGUGCUGCUUCGACAACGACUCUUAUUCCCAUCACCGAGACCGUUACUGUCGAUGUCAUCUCAACCUCGACUGAAGCUAUUUAUGCUACCGUGACUCCGAUCGAUAAGACCUCGAUCGUCAAAUCCACUGUAACUCUCACCAUCACUCCUGAUGUUGUCUCCAAGAUCACCACAGCCAAGUCGACUAUCACCACUGUUGAGACAAUCACUGAGCCUACAAAGACUUCCACUAAGACCUCUCUUGUGAACAUUGAUGCCGGUAGCAUGAUUACCCCAGAUCCCAAGACUGUCACCUCGACUGACAAGGCGACUGCUACCGUCACGAUCUCCGUGCCCGGCAAAGACACCACCAGCACGGCGAAGAGUACUCUCACCGAGACCUCUAUCAUCACUGCUGCCGCCUCCACCGUGACUAGCACCGAUAUGGAGACUGCCACCAGUCUUAAGACUACCAGUGGAAAGGCUGGGACGACUACGGUGACCGACACCGUGACAGUUGGGAAGGGAGAAACCACCACCAUCUCCACCAAAGCCACCACUGUAACCGUCUAUUCCACGUCAAUCAAGAGUGCGACCAAGUCUGUGACAACAAUUGUCGCCUGUAACACAGCGGCUAAGGCCAAGCGUGGUUACGGUGAUCUCCUCCCUCGUGCUGGUGGUUCCACCGUCACUGCCACUGUGUAUACCACCGAGAUCGACUAUAUAUCCAAGACCUCCACUAUUACUAUUCCGGCCGCGACCGACUAUAUCACCGAUAUCACUACCAAGACAACUUCAAUCAAGGCCUCGACUGUCAUUGACACAAUUACUUCCGUUGCAACUAAGGUCUCCUCGACCACCAUCGCAGCCGUCACCUCGAUCGUGACUGUCACUGAGACCACUUCUGUUGGUAAGACCACUACCCUCAAGGCAUCCACAGUCACCCAAUUUGUGACCUCCGUCGUGGGCAAAAUUUCCACUGUCACUCUCCCCGGAUCAACCGUCACAACCACCAGUGUCAAGACAACGACGGCCAAAAGCACCACCAAGCUUCCUGCAGUCACCACCACCACGACAAGACUACGACGGUCAAGAACACUACCACUCUGCCAGCCACCACAAGCACAGUGA
Messenger RNA from Penicillium maclennaniae, 4458 nucleotides. RefSeq names its product putative pectin methylesterase. Bases 1 to 4458 code for a protein of 1485 amino acids. The transcript has 4 exons. Gene Ontology annotation, molecular function: pectinesterase activity. The record is from RefSeq and is a predicted model, not a curated record. NCBI's taxonomy places the organism in Eukaryota, Fungi, Ascomycota, Eurotiomycetes, Eurotiales, Aspergillaceae. Gene Ontology annotation, biological process: cell wall modification.